GGCAGCUUAAUGGGCGCCUGCAAACAGAGGAGGAAGUGACUGAGGAGCACGAACUAUGUGACAGAGUGGAGCGGAGGAGUCCCGCUGCGGCUAAAGCUGCACUUUUCAACGCACUGGAGAGAAGUCGAACCAACGCAACCACCGCCUUGUCAUUUAAUGAAACGGUGGUUUCGAGGCGCCUCGCGCAGGUUCUGAGGAGCUCCACCGACUUCCCAAGCGCUGCAGCCGCAGGACGCCAUGUCCCACAGCCAGUUAGACGGCGCCGGGGACCAGGCCCCUUUAAUCCUGGAGAACCGCUUCUCCACAGAACUACACAUAUCGGAGCCGGGCGAUGACGACGAGUGCAGUCAGCCACCGAGCACGUCCGGCCCCCAGGCGGAAAAAUCGACGCCUCGCAAGGAUGUAGUGGACAAGCCCGUAGCACCUCGCAAGGUGGUUCUGAGCACCCAGAGCUUUGCAGCAAAAAAGGUCGGCAUCCAGCAGCUCAUCCCCAAGAAUUUAGCCACGAGCAGCCGGCCCAAAAACCGCCACCACACCACCGUGGUGACGUUCCCCGUGGGACUGGAGAACGCCAAGAGUGGAACCGUGGCAGCGCAGAAACAGGAUGUGUCACGGGACGAUUAUGACAGCGACGGGGAUGACUUUUCUUUCGGGCGGAACCGCAGGAACAAGUCGUACAGGGCCGCGGUGACCAGUCUGGAUGUGGACGCCAUGGUGGAGCAAGGGGCCGCGGCCACGCUUAAACCAGUCGCAGAGUCCACAGCGGCCAGUCCUGCACGUAGCCCCCGACAAAAGCGAACUCUCGGGAGAAAGAGGAACCAGAAUCAUGGCUCCUUCAAAGACGCCCCGCCGCGCCUCUACCAGGACGUCCGCGAGCGGGGGCUGCACGCCACCAACCAGGACGAGCUGCUGGAGGACUUUGUGGUGGUGGAGCAUCCGGAGGAGGACCAGGGCAUCGUUGUGAAGAGCUACCGGCCCGUUCAGCUCACCUGGAGCCAGCUGCCGCAGGUGAAGGAGACGGGUGUACUGGAGUUAGUCUCACCUCAGGAGAGGAAGAGGCAGGAGGCCAUUUUCGAGAUCAUCACGUCGGAGCACUCGUAUCUGCACAGCCUGGGCAUCUUGGUGCAGCACUUCCGAAACAGCGAGGCCCUGAAGAGGACGAUGACGAGCACAGAGCACCACCACCUCUUCUCCAACAUCUCUGUCAUCCACCAGAUCAGCAAGCGUUUCUUUGACGACCUUGAGCGGCGCCACUGUGAAAAUGCCGUGAUCCGGGAAAUCAGCGAUAUUGUUCAGAACCACGCCGCCCACCACUUUGAGCCGUACAUCGUCUACUGCUCCAAUGAGACCUUUCAGCAGAGGACGCUGCAGAAGCUGCUGACCAGUAAUACUGCAUUUAAGGAGACGCUGAAGAAAAUAGAGCAGAGCCAUGAAUGCGGCGGUCUCCCUUUGAUCUCCUUCCUCAUCCUUCCCAUGCAGCGAGUAACCAGACUGCCACUGCUGCUCGAUACGAUCUGCCAGAAGACGCCAGACAAGACAGCCGAGUACUUCGCUGCUGUUUGGGCGCUGCACGCCAUGAGCAAGCUUGUCAAUAGCUGCAAUGAUGGAGCCAGGCGGAUGGAGAGGACUGAGCAGAUGUACACCAUCCAGAAGCAGAUGGACUUUGGUAAAAUUAAGCCAUUCCCGCUGAUUUCCUCGUCGCGGUGGCUAAGGAAGCGCGGCGAGCUGGCCGUCUCCUCUGAGGAGCUCAGCAUCUGGAGGGCUUUCAGCAACCGAAGCUACUACCUGUUCCUGUUCAAUGACGUGCUGAUUGUUACCAGGAAGAAGAGUGAGGAGAGCUUUGUCGUGAUGGACUAUUGCACUCUGCAAAACAUGGAAGUGGACUUCGGGGAGGAUGCAGAGGGAUCUACAUCUCCAAAUGCUAAGAACAAUUCAAGUCAUUCCUUCAAACUGCUGAUGGGCCAGAACAGCGAUGGCAAAGCAGAGCAAAUCUCUCUGGUGGCUGAAACUAGGGUGGAAAGAGCACGAUGGAUAGUAGGUCUUACAGAGCACAAGAAGACAGGCACUUGUACAGAUGGUCUGCCACAGUAUGAAGCCACUAAAGCCUACAUGCCGAAGGAGCCAGAUGAGCUGGGGCUGCAACAGGCUGAGCUGGUCAUCGUCAUGAAUAAGGAGGAAGCUUGGUGCUAUGGAGAGAGAAUGCGAGAUGGAAAGAGGGGUUGGUUUCCUGCAAGCUGUGCCACAGAGAUCACGAACCCCACUGAGAUGGAGAGCAACAUGCAGCGUAUGAAGCGUCUGCGCAAAGAGACCAACGUUUAGGAAACUAUAGUGCUCCAUUGUACAAUGCGGACGUUUACCGGUAUCCUCAAAAGUAUCAGAACCAGUCCAAUGCUUUCCUGGUGGCCCCAUCAUAGAGGAUGUGCUCAACAAAACCAACGGGGUCUGGGAUUGAAUUCUACUUGUGUCUGUUCAUGUUGCGCUGUAUAACAAUUAUUAGACCUAAACAUACACUGUACAGUUCAAAUCCACGUUUAUGUCCUUAUUGGUGUAAAUGCAAGUUUCAAGAUGAAGUAAAUGUUUAACCUCAGGUUCAGGUUUCAUUUUGAAACUAGAAGAAAUUGUUAAUGUCUACAUGCAUUUUCAAAAAUCCUGUCACAAGGAAAAUAUGAGAAACUAGUGCAGCAUACUGGUAACAUUCUAUGUCCCACAGUCAACAUAUUGUAUAGGUAUUUUUAACUAGAUGUGUUUAAAAAGUUUUAAAGUGCUCUGUACCAGUCGCUGAUUCAAUAUCAUGCACUGCACAACUCUGAACUACUUUUCACAGUCUAACCUUUAUAUUAGAAAUUAAAAACAUAAAUAAAGUCACAACAGAAAAAG
Messenger RNA from Betta splendens (Siamese fighting fish), 2877 nucleotides. RefSeq names its product Rho guanine nucleotide exchange factor (GEF) 16 (gene arhgef16). The coding region runs from base 238 to 2319 and encodes 693 amino acids. Gene Ontology annotation, molecular function: protein binding; guanyl-nucleotide exchange factor activity. Lineage: Eukaryota; Metazoa; Chordata; Actinopteri; Anabantiformes; Osphronemidae. The record is from RefSeq and is a predicted model, not a curated record. The transcript has 15 exons. Gene Ontology annotation, biological process: activation of GTPase activity.